UUUUGCAGGAUUUCUUGAUGACAAGUUGUUGUUUCAUUUAGUCGUGGUAGCCAAAUUUCUGUAAAAUGUUUCCAAAAUGACUUUUACCAAAUAACUCGACGAAGAAAACAGAAGAUCAUCACGAAGCAGUGAGGGAAGUGUUUUUCUUUUACAGGGAGAACACAGAUUGUUUUCAAAAUGACUGGUGAUGAGCCACCAUACUUAGCUGUUGGCACUGAAGUUAGUGCUAAGUAUAGAGGUGCAUUUUGUGAAGCUAAAGUGAAGAAACUUGUUCGAUCUGUAAAAUGCAAGGUGAUACUGAAAGACUCACAGAUAUCAAUGAUGGUAACAGAUGAUCAGCUAAAAGGAAUUUUAAAGAUUGGUGAAGUGGUAGAACUAAAGGACCCAGACUCUGGCCAGAUGGUUAAUGGUACCAUCCACAAGAUGACUGAUUCCAGCAUGUAUACAGUUGUUUUUAAUGAUGGAGAUGAAAGAACUUUGCGUAGAACCCAGUUGUGUCUUAAAGGAGAAAAACAUUUUAUUGAAAGUGAGACUUUAGAUAACCUACCCUUAUCCCAUCCUGAACAUUUUGGUACACCAGUAAUGCAUGGAAAGAAGUCAAAGAGAGGAAGAUAUAGUGGAGGAGGAACUGAGGAUGAAUUGGAUGAAACAAGUUCAGAAGAUGGUGCCUCAAAAAGAGCAAGUUACAAAGGUCGUUUAAAAGAUCUUGUUGGCAAGGUGAUGAUUUUAGAUUUUGGAGAUAAGAGAAAACUACAAGUUCCUGUCUUAGUUGUGCUACCAGACGCCCAACCACCUGAUCCAAAGAAAAAGGAUCAUAUAUUGGUCAAAUCAUUCAAGGAUGGAAAAUUUGUUCAUGCACAGAGAAAGGAGUUGAAGGAAUUUGCAAGAGAUGUUGCCCUUAAGAGUGAAGAUAAAGCAUUGAAAGCAGCCUUUGAAAAGACCUUGAUGUAUUAUGACACUCAGGAUUUACCCACCGAAUGGGAUCAUGAUGAAUUACUUGGUACAGAUGAUGAUGAAGAUUUUAAUGAGGAAGAGUCAUCAGAUGAUGAACCUAAUGAAGAAAAAGACUGUUUUGUGGCACAGCUUUACAAGUUUAUGGACGAUAGAGGUACACCCAUAAAUAAAGCACCUGCUAUUGUUAACAAAGACCUGAAUCUCUACCGACUGUUUAAAGUUGUACAACAUAUUGGUGGUUAUAAUAAGGUAACCAAUCAGAUGAAAUGGAGAAUGGUUUAUUCUAAGAUGAAUCUACCACCCAUUAAUACAGCUUCUCAUCAGAUCAAAAAUGCUUAUAAAAAGUACCUUCAUGCUUUUGAGGAUUUCUAUAGGAAGUUGGGAAGUUCUAUGGGAACCAUAAGUCGGCCUGGUAGGAGUAGACACAACUCUGGACGAGGGAUGGUACAGUUCCGCGGUAAAGACAAACAUGAAGAUAAGGAUUCUGAAAGUGUUUCUGAGGAGGUAAAAGAUGAAAAACCCAAAGAAGAGGAGGUUUCACCAACAAAAGAUCGACAAACUCCAAAAAGAGUAACACGACAAGAUGUAAGUGAGGAAUCUGGAAAGAAAGAAAGUCAAACAGAUGCAAAGAAAGCUGUGAAAAAGGAAGAACCAGAUGAUAGUAAGAAGAAAACAAAUAAAAAAGAGGAAAAUGAAAGCAAAAAAGAAAUUGAAACUAAGAAAAAUCAAAAGAAAGAGGAAGUGGAUGUGAAGAAAGGCAAGGAGGAGGAGGCAAAGAAGGGAAAGGACGAUAAUGAGGCAAAGAAAGAUAAAGAUGAAAAGACUAUCAAAAAGGAAGAUGAGAAAAAAGCUAAGAAAGAAGAAAAUGGAAAUAAAAAGGCAGCAAAAAAUGAGGAUUCUAAGAAGGAGAAGAAAGAAGAAAAUAUGAAAAAAGCAAAAGUUGUGUUGAAAAAAGAAAAAGAUGAUACAACAAAAGUAAAGAAAGAAAGUGAGACAGAAGUGACAGAGAAAAAGACUGCUAGUCAAACAGCUGAUAAAAAGACAGCUCAACCUGCCGAAAAGAAAACUGCUUCUCAAGCUGCUGAUAAAAAAGCUGCUCAACAAACCCCAGACAAGAAAGUUACAAAUCAGACCAAUGAAAAGAAGACUUCUCAGCAGACAGGCGAUAAAAAGGUCUCACAGCCCCCGGGAGAUAAAAAAGUUGCCACUACACCGAAAACUUCAGAUGGCGAUGAUAAACCAAAGACAUCUCCUAAAAAGAUUGUCCGAAGGCGAUCUAUGAGAAAAGAUGAAGUAAAAGAAGAAACCAGUGCAACAGCUUCAGCUAAACUAGUUAUGCAGAAAGAGGUCAAGGUUAAUCUUAUUAAAAAAGAUUUCAAACCGGCGGAAGUCAUUAAAAGAAUUAAAAAGCCAAAGGUUGAAGGUCAAACAGAUGAGAAGGACAAGAAAAGUGUAAGUCAGAAAGAUACACAUAACUGUCCAAUGGGUUCACGUCUAAAGGUCAGAUAUGGUGGAGGUCAGACACAAAAGAUUUAUGAUGCCAAGGUUGUUGAAGCAAAAGAUGAUGGUUCUGGAUUACAGUAUUUAGUUCAUUAUGCAGGCUGGAAUAAUAGAUAUGAUGAGUGGAUACAGCCAGAGAGAAUUGUCAGUAUUGUAGAGAAACCAGCAUCAGAUCUGGUAGUCAAGAAAAUGGAGAAGAAGUUUAAAGAUGUCAGUUCACCGAAAACACCAAAACUUUCUCCAGCUCAGCCAGUGCUUACACCUCAACAACAGGUGAUGAAGAAAAGAGCCCGAUCUGGACCAACAGAAUCACCAUCGUCAAGUCCUGCGAGGUCUGAGAAAGCUAGGUCCCCAGCAUCAAGUGUUGUUGGUUCAGACAAGAAAAAGUCAAGGCCUACAAGGUCAAACAGUGUAGAGUUCAAAUGCUUAGAAGGAUUACAAGUAAAACACAAGAGGACAAGAAGAAAUUCUGGUGUUACAGAAUCUUCAGAUAUUAUCUCCCAUGCCUCCUUUACAGAUGAUACAGACAAUUCAGAUGAAGAAACUGACAAGGCAGAGGAAAUGGAGUCCUCAGACUGUCAAUCAAUUACUGAGCCGUCUAAACCUGUUAUAUCAGAUAGUGAAUCAAAGACAAAAGAAGAAACAAAAUUGGACGAAAAUGAGGAAAAAGGUUCAGUAGACAUUGUGGAAGUUAAGGUUAUGUAUGGUGGUGACUCCCCCGUUAAUGUGGAAACAGAAGAUUGUGACAUUAAUAAGAAUGAAGACAGUGAUGAAAUAGAUGUGCCCAAAAUAGAAUCAGAGAUUGCAGUGCAGUCCGAGGAUCAAAAGCCAUCAGAAAUGAUAAGCAAAGAUAUAACUGAAAGUGUGGAUACUACAGAACAGGAGGUCACCGAGAACAAAAUGCCUGAGAUUCCUGAAGUUAAAAAUGUUCCUUUAGUUGAAGUUGUUACAGAAAUUUUGGAACGUAAGCCUGAUUGUAAAGAAGAAGAGGUUGUUAAGAAGGAUGAGGAGCAGGAGGAGCAGAGUGUUGACAUUAAAUGUAACGAAGACUCGUCAAGUCUUGAUAGAUACGAAUUCAAAGAUGAAGAGGAGGAAAUCAGUUUACCAGAAUGGAAGGCUGAAAGACACGUUGAGGAGGAUUGGAAACCAAGAGAACGUGGAAGACCAAGGAAAGCUCAGUGUAAAGAUAAAAUUGAGCCGAAGAAGGAACAGCCUACAAGAGAGAAAAAAGAAGUGAAAAAGACUAAAAUGACAAUGGCUGAGAGGAAAUAUAUGGGACAGAAUCCUCCAUCAAUGGCAGACUUGGAACCUCCGGUGAAGAAAAUGAAGGAAGAAGAAAUUGUGGAAAAAACCGAGGUCAAAGAUACAAAUGAUGAAGAUACGGAGGAAGAUAAUGAGAUGGAGAAGAAAAAAGUGAAAAAGAAAACGAAGAAGAAAGAAACUUUCGAUAGUGAUGGUAGUGAUAUAGAUCAUAAAAAAGUAAAAACCUCUAACAAACCGGUGACAAAAUCCAAAAAGAGGUUGAAGGAUGCUGAUGACCUUGAUAGAAGGUCGCUCAUGUCCGAUGAUGAUUCUAGUGUUGCAAGUGAGAAGUGUGACACAGACAAUCCUUCUGUUUCGUCAGAAGUUUAUUCAAAUACUGUGAUAAAUAUUAAUGAAUCCAAAACUAGUGCUGAAACUAUAGAAAUCUCUGAGCAAACAGACACUGCUACUACAGGUGCGUUUGAAAAUACUCCCCCCACAUCCCCAGAGCAAGAAACAAACACAUGUGUCAUUCAAUCUCAAGAUCAUUCCCAUGAUUCUCAUAAAAACAUUGUUGCCAUGUCAACGGAACAACAUCAGUAUGAAUCUCAGGCAGGCAACACUAGUCCAUCUUCGUCAAACGAAGGCAGUGUUGGUAGUGGCAAUGUAGCUGGAUCAGACAGCAGCGAUGCCGUCAAUAUAGGCAAGAGGAAGAAAGAAUCUGAGGAGGUUACUCCAGCCAAAAAGAGGAGGCGAGGAAAAUCAAAGUCUAAUGGAGAAAAGAAAUCAAAACCUAAUGGAAGUGAUAGUGAUGAAAGCUACAAUCAAACUUCCGGAUCCUCAUCUCCUACUAAAUCCCGUCCACGUUCUCCUAGAACGCCAAAAUAUAAUCUCAAUCUUGAGGAAGGCAAAUACUUAGAAGGAGAAGAGAGAAUUACUUUUCUUAUGGAAAAGGCACAGGAAAUACGCAAAAUAUAUAUGGACCUGAAAGCUGAGGUAGCAACAAUUGAUAGGCGAAGGAAACGAGCCAAACGCAAAGACAGAGAGAGUUACCAUGGAGCAGAUCAGGAACAUGUGUAGUAUUUAGUCACAUGACACAGAAAGUAUUAGGUCAGCUGACCCAGCAGCAUUGGUGCAUAAUAGAUGAUCAUUUUAUAGGGUAUCUUCCAUGAACAUAAUGAAUAAUACUUGUUUUGUUAUUGUCUGACAGCAUUAUGAAGUAUUUUUUUAUUAUAAAGAGUUAUGUAUUAAAUAGUUUAAAGAUAUGGAUCUAGGAUUUUUUUUGUUUUGGAAGGGUGGGGCAUGAAAACAAAAUUAUUUGCAAUAAAAACAUUUGCUCUUUGUUCUAAUGUAUCAAACCUGAUCGGGUUUUCUAAAAUGGAGAAUAAAGAUUUAAUUGUGUAGGCAGUUUUAUUGCACAGAGUAAAACUCUAGUUAGAACUGUUUGUCUGCAUUUAGCUUUCGAGUUUGCAUGUCUGACCCAUUAAAAAGCUGACAAGUGAUUUAUUUACAGAUGGAAAUUCCUAUUUUUAAUAGAUGUGUGCCUUGUAUUAAUUACAUUUCCAGCAUUUAUUGCACAAUAUAAGUUGAAAUGCACAGGUUAAAAGUGAAUUUCCCGAACAGCGAAUUUGAAAGCUCUAUGCAGUCAGACAGUAGUUUGAUCAGAUUAUGGUUAUAUUUUUUACUGAGACAGCAUGCAGUGUAUGAUAUAAGAAACCAUUUAUUCAUGGUAGAUAACCGUUUCUCUAAUUUUUGCGCUGUUUUCACAUUUCUUGUUCUCGGCAAAUUAUUGUUCGAAAUUUAAUUAUGACGUCAAAUUUUCUUGGUUUCUUCUGAAUUUCCUAUUGUGACGUCAUGAAAAAAGGCGACCAUGCCUGAUGACGUCACAUAUAAAGAACACAACUUUCUGCAAAUUUUUGAAGAAGAAGGAUAAAAAUUAGAGAAACAGAUUCCACCACUAUAACUCGUGUAUUACGAUAUUCGUCCACUCUCCACAGUUAAAUUUUAAUUAUUUAAAAAGCUCGGCAAGCCUCGCGCUUUAAAUAUUAAAAUUUAACUGUCCCGAGCGGAGAAAUAUCGUAAUACACUUGUUGCAGUGGUGAAAUCUAUAUUUGUAUGUUUUUAACAUGGUAAUUUUUAGAUAGAAAAAAACCAGGAGGAAGAAUUUGGUCUGUGAUACUCAUUUUGUGAAAUAUAAAAAUAUGGCAGUAUAGAAUUAUAAAUGCUAUUCAGGGCACACUUUUUCAACAACAAAAAUCAAACUAAAUUGAUAAAUCUGAAGAACAUUUGGUGAGAAAUUCUAAUUCUUUUUGAAAGUAUACCUUUAAAAUGUUGGUAGUUAGUGAUAAACUUUCACGAGGGUAAUGUCAAAAUAUGGUUCAUCAGAGAACGUCAUUCUUGAAUAAUUUUUAAUCAAAAAUAUUUUUGGUGAAGUAAUUUGAAAACUGGUGUCAAAAUACAGGUUUGUGUUCCUUUAACUACAUGUAAUUUUUGAUGUUAACAGAAAUGACAAAAUGGUUUCUUAGCAUUUUCUGAAUUAAUGUUAAAUAUUUUAAGAUUGCACUAUCAUUAGAUCAGGCAGUUGAGAGCAAAUAAUACUUGUCAUGCGCAUAGUCCAGAGAUAAAAAUUCUAUGCUGCCAUGUUAUUAAAAGAGUAUUUGCUGGAUGUUCUGUCCAUUUCAAGCACACAUAUUUUCAUGAAGUGGCUAAUAUAUGUUAUACUUAUAGACUUGUGGUAAAUUUUAUAGUUCCAAAAAGCAAAAUUUUCACAUAUAUGUAUGUUUUUGCAGAAAAUGUUGCAUUUUCCAUUUUUUAAAGUCCUAUGGUCCCAGGUUAUUACAAAAGGGGUUCAAAGCCCUAAGUAGAUAUCAUUCAAGCAUGCUAAGACCACUAAGUGCUUCAUUUUUUGCCAGUAUAUUAUUUAAAAUUUUACAGGAUGUUCCAUCUAGUAACACUUCUGCGCAUUCUUGUGUAAUAUCUUAAAAUAGUCUAUUGGAGAAAACUAGAAAUUAUAAUAUAUGAAGAACAGGUCUGUUGUUUGAUGUACUAAAUAUUUGAAAAGGUUGUGCAGAAAUACUUGUUGGGGGCAUACAAUUUGUUGGUUGUUGCUUAAAUGAUUCUGAAAAGAGAUCUUUUCUCUAAAAAUUCUUACAAAACUUACAAAUGUUUUUUCCCAUAAUAAUUUUUUGAAAAGUGCUGCAGAUUGACUUAAUGUCUGAAGAAAUAAUCAUCAACCUCUGAAUUGAAUUAGGAGAUAUUGUUGCACCUUUCUGUUCAAUAAAAGUAAGGUGUCAAAUUUGAAUUUGCAAUGCAAUGUUUGCAAGUUGCCUUGAACAUGAAGAAAUGUUUUGUAACUUUUUUUAAGAGUGUGCUAAGGUGAAAUACUGACAAACCAAAUAUAUAGAAACAUUUUAUAAAUGGCCAAACAUUUUUGUUAUUAAAUUACAGUGUAUCACUGUUGUAUAUGUUAAAUGUAAACCAGCUGAUUUUAGUGUACACUUUUUUUUCCGUGAUUUUUGAAAGUUGAAAAAUAUUGCAAAAAUUAAUCGCCUCAAAUUUGUCAAACUAGGACAUCCCUUAUAUGAAAAUAUCAAGAUAUUUAUAUUUAAAAAUUGAUAACUAAAUUAAUUUUCUACAAAAUCUGCUAGAAACUUCUAAAUGUGAAAAAUGAGUUUCUACUAAAUGAAGUUGGUUUACAGUUGUGAUUAAUCAUUUUAGAAUUUCCAAAGUCUCAGAAUUUUGUCGAUUUAUUUUUGCAACCUAGUCAUUGGUUUACGCGAAACAUUUUGUCAAUUCAUUCAAUUCAAUCAUUAUUUUUUCCCUGCCAUUUUAUCCAUUCAGUUUUGUUCAGUCAUAUCCAUUGGUAAAUUGAAUGGAACAAUCAUAAAAAAAAAGCCAUGUUGUUUUUGUUUAAGACUUGCAAUACUUAUGAUAUUUAUUAGAGUGCUAUCAUUGUUGUCGUAAAGUUUAUUUUUUUAUCAGUGACAAAGUUUAUUUGUCCAAGAUUGUUAUGUAGAUAUGUACAUUUUCAUAGACUUGUUGUUUUUUAUUUAUACUGAUCUUGAAUGUUUUAUAACAGUUUGACAGUCUCCACUUUAUCAUUUCAUGCCGUAAAGGUUUUAUGUGCUAGUAUCCUUACAGUAAAAACAAGUAAUGUGUUCACCAAUUUGCUUCCAACUAGUAGAUAGAAAAUUGUGUGGUUUUAAAAUAGGAAUUUCUUAGUUGAAACAUGUUAGGAAUUUUUAUUUUAACAACAACUCUUUUUUUCACUCAGUAGUUUUCAAAAUUUGAAAAUAAUUGACCACUUGCAAGAAAGUCUGUUAGCAGAUGAGUUGUCAUUGCUAUAAUUGUAUAGAAUGCACUCAAUCAUUUAGUAAGGAAUUUUAUGGGAUAAUGUUAUGAACAUUUGUUAACUAUGUAUGAAUAUAAGAUUAGGUUUUUACACCAAAAUUACACAUUUGUUACCUAAUUGUCUUGCUACUGGUCAGUAUGAACUUUACAAAGAACUAUAUCUUUAAAAAUUGAUUUAGUUAGGUGUUGAAAUCCAUUUUUGCCCAGGUGAAAGAAUUUGGUACCGGUGACUACCUUAUAUUUACCUAAAUUUUAACUGAGCAAUAUGGUUUUUAAAACACCUAUUAGUCUUACUUUUGACUUCUUUUCUGGAAUAACAUUUGCAAGAAAAAUUGUUAACACAUACAUUGGUUUUGUUGUUUUAACUAUUUUUUGUAAUUUGAGAUUUUUUUUAAAAAGAUCCUUCAAAGAGACUUAUUUCACCAAUGUGACCUCAACAUCCCUAUUGACUUCAUAUAUCCAUUGAAAAUUGACAAGUGUUAGGUUAUGAAAAAUACUAUCCAAAAAUAUAUUCUUAUUCAGUUCUACUUUAAAUUACUCAGGGUAAUUAGUGUGGAAGUAAAGGGAGUCCCCUAGGCCAAAGUUUUUAAAUAGGGCAAAUUAUAUCUAUUGUGUAACUGGCUCUGUGGAGCUGUAGCAUUUUGUGCAGUUGCAGGCUGACAUCUUUGGGUUGGGCUGAUAUUUAGAAUUUCUUUCCCUUGUUUUACUUUUAUCCUGCUGGACUUCAUACUAGUAUUGCUGUUUAUUCCUUUUCUUACUACUGUUUAAAUUUCACUUUUAAACAAAUGUUCCAACAUAGAAUAACUUAUGUUAUAAACAGGAAUAUAUAUUUUUUCUUAAAUAAAGAUAUACUAACGACAAUCUGUAGUUGCAUCCAAAAUGAGGACUUCAACAGAUAUAUUUUCAAUGAAUUCCAUAUGAUGGAAGUGAAAAGUUGUGAAUGGUAACACACAUUAACACUGACUUUAUCCAUUACAAGAAGUUCACUGUACAUGUAUUCAUAUUUAAUGUCUGUGAAAAGAAAAGUGAUUUUCUGUUGUAUUUUUAAAGUCUAUGGAAAGAUCAAUUUGGUUAUAGGAUUUCAUUUUGCUCUUUGUGAAAAGUUCCCACAGAGAUUUCAUUUUUAUCAUAAAAAAUUUAUCAGCAAUGUCAGGAAUUAUGAUGCUGUUUUCUUGCCAUAACAUGAUUUUAGUACAUUAUAUUUCAUGUUUGUUAUAGAACUCUGGAACCUUUCUUAGCAAAAUGGUUCAGUUAAAUGUCUCUGUUAUUUUGGACAAUAACAGCUGGACUGUUUUAACAUUGUAAACUAAUUCUACAAUGCAAAAUCGUUUUUGACAAAAAUUGUUUAAUCUAUUAAAAGAAUUCUACUGCAAAUUAUUGAUACUGUUUCUAGAUUGGAAAUGUUCACAUAGUUCUCAUGCUCCAAACACGUAAAGGUUUUGGCAUUAUUUUAACCUGGAGUGAAUUCAAAAAGAUUUUUCAACUGCCAAUUCUGUACAAAUAUGUGCAUCAUCUACACUAAAAACUUCUAGUAUGAAUUACUGUUACCAUGCCACUUAUAGUUAUCAUGUUAAAGGGAGAGCUGUUAAACAGUCAGUUGUACAUGUGCUGUUUUGUACUUUAUUCAACUUGUUAUGUAACCUUUGAACCUAACCUUUGAUCUUUUAUAUGUUUGUAACAAUCUUAUUUGUUGUAUCAUGGCAACCAUCAUGUAAAAUUUUACAGAAAUGAAACAUUUUGUAUUUUAUCAAGUUAAUGAAAUUUUAUAAAAGUGAUAGUCAAAAUGUUCAUUUCUCGUGUAUCUAUUUAUAGAAUUUGUAAAUACCAUUGUACAUUCGUCAUUCAAUCAUCCUACAUAACUUAUUAAAGCCAUCAGGAUAGAA
Messenger RNA from Mytilus californianus (California mussel), 9929 nucleotides. Its product is annotated as AT-rich interactive domain-containing protein 4B-like. The coding region runs from base 178 to 4776 and encodes 1532 amino acids. The record is from RefSeq and is a predicted model, not a curated record. Gene Ontology annotation, molecular function: transcription cis-regulatory region binding. Gene Ontology annotation, biological process: regulation of transcription by RNA polymerase II. The transcript has 24 exons. Gene Ontology annotation, cellular component: nucleus. Lineage: Eukaryota; Metazoa; Mollusca; Bivalvia; Mytilida; Mytilidae.